ACCAAAAUCUCUGCUUCAUCAUUUUUAUCUUGUAGGAGGACACGGGCCAUCUUUGAGGUUGCAGUUACUGUACACAAGAACAUACAACAAAGAGACUUAGAAGCUGGAAGAAACCUCGGCAGUUGGCUACUUCGUCUUUUCGACCGAAUCAAGCCUUCCGCUCAGAUCCGUGGCUCUCCAGUAAUGCUUCCUAGCAACAAGCAGCCACCAAAUCCUAAUAAUUCGCUCCGUUCAAAUAAACUGACUGAUGAAAUCUCAGAUCGAAUCGACAAAAAUCGGCGACUCUUCACGUCUUUCAGCAAGAAUUUCGUGCCUUUGCCGGCCAUUAUGAUGAUGAAGCCAAUAAAGCAAGCUCAGCAGCACUAUUUCUCUUCUAAUUCAGUUCAGCAUUUCUCAUCACUUUUGGAAUGUAGGAGAGGGCACUAUGGUGGUGUUAUUAGGACUGAUAUUGCACUGUGGAUGCAUCAGAAAUGAGAGAUUGAUUCUUCUUGGAGGUAGGUAAGUAGCAGUCAUUACUUCUUUUUAUUUUCUGCGAUGUAAAAUUGUUUUUCCAAAAUUUUCUGCUGAAAUCUUAUCCUCCAAUAAAGACUG
Phalaenopsis equestris is the source of this 591-nucleotide messenger RNA. RefSeq lists its product as uncharacterized. The record is from RefSeq and is a predicted model, not a curated record. The transcript has a single exon. NCBI's taxonomy places the organism in Eukaryota, Viridiplantae, Streptophyta, Magnoliopsida, Asparagales, Orchidaceae. The annotation marks the transcript as partial.